AUGUCAUCUGCGACGAAUGCUACUUCAGUGAAAGAUAAUGCCAAUUUGGCAUUUGUUCGAGAAGAGACCGAGUGGGAACAGUGCUCGCGUAAUCCCGACGUGGCUCGGCUGGUCAAAACACGCAAUCUGAUCGAACGGAAUCGAUUAGCCGUUGUCCGGUCUCAGUUAGACCGUGAAUUAGAGCGGGAGCUGAAGCGUUUAUCUUUGGAACGCAAGGAAUUUUCGGACGUACUGGAGAAUCUUCAGCGCCGGCGAACUGAAAGUCGUCAGAUGAAUGUGCGACGGAGUAGUAAGGCACCGUAUUCCAUGAUGGGUAUGGUAAGCAACAGAGGUAAACAAGAUCGAAUGAAUCGGUCUGGUCAGUGGAUCGCUCCGACUUUGAGUGUGAAAUGUGUCGAGCCUGUUUCGGACCCCAACAGACAAACCUCAUCUAGUUCGAUUCAAUCUGAAGUGGAUCGGGCCAGUUCACAUCGUGGAUCUCUUUCAAGUAUCAUGUCAUUACCGGAACUUUAUCGACUAGCGACCCCCCACGUAUUGUCGACAAGGAGACAACCGAUUAAGGUACCCACUGUGAGCAAACCACAACUGGAAGUGCCCAACUCUCUCAGCAUUCCGUCUAGAUCCUCUUCGGAUUCUAUGUCAAAUGAUACCACCCCGGGAACCAGUUCACUGUCCUGA
Messenger RNA from Echinostoma caproni, 678 nucleotides. Lineage: Eukaryota; Metazoa; Platyhelminthes; Trematoda; Plagiorchiida; Echinostomatidae. The record is from the annotation of a GenBank genome assembly.